This is a messenger RNA of Mycena citricolor, 298 nucleotides long. Lineage: Eukaryota; Fungi; Basidiomycota; Agaricomycetes; Agaricales; Mycenaceae. The record is from the annotation of a GenBank genome assembly.
CGAUAUUUCCUACUUAAGCCGCCCAUUGCAUUGAACCUGAUCCAGAACGCGCUCUCUGCGUUCUCGCCAGCCCUUUCUCUCUUGCUUCGGGUCUUUACUGCUUCAUCAUCGUGUUUGGCUCUCUCCGAGUUAGGUUAUUGGGUUGAAGACUUCAAGAAGCACAAUACGUUUGCUGUAGUUUUCUCUCUAGUAGUCCUGAAUGUCACAUUGUUCAUAAUGUCUAAUUUUUUGAGACUGCGAUCAAAACGAUACAAAUUUCGUUGAGUAUAAUUUCGAGGCCUUCCCACGUGGAGAAUGU